Molecule: messenger RNA, 2187 nt
Organism: Cryptomeria japonica (Japanese cedar)
Lineage: Eukaryota; Viridiplantae; Streptophyta; Pinopsida; Cupressales; Cupressaceae
Product: endoglucanase 1
Exons: 8
Coding region: 409-1923 (504 amino acids)
Biological process (GO): carbohydrate metabolic process
Molecular function (GO): hydrolase activity, hydrolyzing O-glycosyl compounds
Source: RefSeq, a predicted model, not a curated record
AUCAAGCCUUCUGUAAGUCACAGGCACAUGCAUCAUCUUACACUUUACUGUAGGUAACCACACUGAUUUCCACCAUUGUCCCCAACACAGUCAAAUUUGUACUGUCUGCCAAUCGCCCCCACAACGACCACAACGGCCUCCCUACUUCCUAUACUUUUUCCUAUAAUCUCUGACCAGAAUGCCGUUGGGAGCCCCGUUAUACGGCUCAUUAAUGAGCCUCUCUUGUCCGAGGGAUGAUGCCAUGAAUUAACUUCUAUCUCGUGAUGGGCGAAACGCCUAGUUAACUUCUGUCAUUGCUACUAAGUGCCCAUUAGGCCACCCCUGCCCUAUAAAUCCCCAUUGCCCAGGACUCUCAAUUUGCAAUUCAAGCUUCCAAUUUGAUUCAGUUGAGUGUUUGCUGAAGCGAAAAUGGGGAGUUUUUCCAGUUUGUUGGUGUUGUUGUGUGUUUUGAUGUUGGUGAAACAAGGUACAGCCAAUUACAACAGUUCUCUGAGCUAUCAGCACCAUCAAAGGUCUCCUGCUUUGCAUAACUACAGAGAAGCCCUGUCAAAAGCCAUUCUGUUCUUUGAGGGCCAACGCUCUGGGAAGCUCCCUGCCAAUCAACGCAUUAGCUGGAGAAGAAACUCGGGUCUUUCUGAUGGUGCUUCUGCCCAUGUGGACUUAACAGGAGGAUACUAUGAUGCGGGAGACAAUGUUAAGUUUGGAUUCCCAAUGGCCUUCACAACCACAAUGCUGUCUUGGAGUGUUUUGGAGUUUGGUGGAUUCAUGGGCAGUGAGCUCUCUAAUGCAAGGACUGCCAUACGCUGGGCCACUGAUUACCUUCUCAAGGCUACUGCUCACCCAGGCACCAUAUAUGUUCAGGUUGGGGAUCCUAACAAUGACCACAAAUGCUGGGAGAGGCCAGAGGACAUGGACACCGCCAGAACUGCAUAUAAGAUAGAUAGCCAAAACCCUGGCUCAGAUGUUGCUGCCGAAACAGCUGCAGCACUUGCAGCUGCCUCCCUAGUGUUUCGUAAAACAGACCCUUCCUAUUCCAAGAGACUCAUUCAUGCUUCCAUGAUGGUUUUUGACUUCGCUGAUAAGCACAGAGGACCUUACAGCAACUCGCUCAAGUCUGCAGUCUGUCCAUUCUAUUGCUCUUAUUCUGGGUACCAGGAUGAACUGCUAUGGGGAGCUGCAUGGCUGCACAAGGCAACGAAAAAUCCUAAAUAUUUGAACUACGUUCAAGCAAACGGCCAGAGUUUAGGAGCUGAUGAAUCAGACAAUACAUUUGGGUGGGACAAUAAACAUGUUGGAGCCCGAGUGCUUUUAUCAAAGGAAUUCUUGAUAGGAAAAGUAAAAUCUCUUCAAGACUACAAAGGUCAUGCUGACAACUAUAUCUGCUCCAUCCUGCCUGGAACGGCAGCUUCUGGGUCUAAAUACACACCAGGAGGACUUCUCUACACAUUGCCCGAUGCUAAUCUGCAGUAUGUAACAUCUGCAUCUUUCAUACUUUUGACCUAUGCUAAAUACCUCAGCGCCUCCAAACAUCUAGUGUCUUGUGGGGGAAUGACAGUGACUCCUCGGAAGCUUAGAGCAAUAGCAAAGCGCCAGGUAAACUAUAUACUGGGGUCCAAUCCUCUGGAGAUGUCAUACAUGGUUGGGUAUGGUUCCAAGUACCCACAGAGAAUUCACCACAGAGGCUCAUCUCUGCCUUCAGUUGCUCAACACCCACAGGCCAUUGGAUGCAGUGCAGGCUUCCAAGCCUUGAAUAGCAAUGCCCCCAAUCCAAACCUUUUAAUUGGAGCAGUUGUGGGUGGCCCAGAUUGCAAUGAUCACUUUGCUAAUGACAGAAAUGAUUAUGAACAGUCUGAACCUUCAACCUAUAUCAAUGCUCCAUUAGUUGGCUCUCUGGCUUACUUGGCCCAUUCUACUCGCUCUUAGACAGAGUGCUCUGUAUCAAUGAUAGUAUUGUAACAGACUAUGUACAGCUAGUUCUGAUAUGAUAUAUAGAAUCUGAGAAUGUUAUAGAAGUAAGCUUUAGCCUAUUGUGAGGUAUGGACUCUGAGAUUGUAGUAGAAGUAAGCUUAGCCUAUUGUGAGGAUGGCCCAAAGUUGGAGUCUUGUCCCCCAUAUGAUUAUGCUGUAUUUUUUUGGUGAGCUUUAACGAAUAGACAAUGAUGGUAGAUUUUUCUACUUUUGAUUUAAA